Messenger RNA from Carica papaya (papaya), 1166 nucleotides. Its product is annotated as serine/threonine-protein phosphatase PP1-like. Lineage: Eukaryota; Viridiplantae; Streptophyta; Magnoliopsida; Brassicales; Caricaceae. Gene Ontology annotation, cellular component: nucleus; cytoplasm. Gene Ontology annotation, molecular function: protein serine/threonine phosphatase activity. The record is from RefSeq and is a predicted model, not a curated record.
UCUUAUUCUUUCUUAAAUAAACAUCCGCAACGUGCAUUAAUCAGAGGAAAAAUCCUGCUCAAGCAGCGGGGCCAAGAAAAUAAUAGAGGCAUAGCCAUGGACCCUGAAAUUCUUGAUGAUGUCAUCCGUCAAUUACUUGGAUGUAGAAGAAAACCUGGCAAGCUGGUGAAUCUGUAUGAAUCUGACAUCAGGAAACUUUGUGUGGUGUCCCGGAAAAUCUUCUUAAGCCAGCCAAACCUAUUGGAGCUUGACGCACCCAUCAACGUAUGUGGAGAUAUUCAUGGUCAGUAUUCUGAUCUUCUGAGGAUUUUUGAAUACGGUGGUUUUCCUCCUCGUUCCAAUUACUUGUUUCUGGGGGAUUAUGUUGAUCGUGGAGAACGAAGUCUUGAAACAAUAUGUCUUCUCUUGGCAUUUAAAAUAAAAUAUCCUGAAAACUUUUUUCUGUUGAGGGGCAAUCAUGAAUGUGCCCGAUUAAACCGUAUUUAUGGAUUUUAUGACGAGUGUAAACGAAGAUACAGUCUUAGACUGUGGAAGAUAUUCACAAAUUGCUUUGAUUGCCUUCCAAUGGCAGCUCUAAUCGAUAACAGGAUAUUAUGCGUGCAUGGUGGGCUUUCUCCCGAGUUACGAAAUUUGGGUCAGAUCAGGAAUUUAGGCAGGCCUACUGAUGUUCCAGAAUCUGGUUUGCUAUGUGAUCUCUUGUGGUCUGAUCCUUGUAGGUCCGAGGGCUGGGUUGAAAGUAAAAGGGGGGUCUCCUAUGCUUUUGGUCCUGACAUUGUAGAGGAGUUUCUUGAGAAGCAUGAUCUUGAUCUAAUCUGCCGAGCCCACCAGGUUGUGGAAGAUGGAUACGAAUUCUUUGCUGAUAGAGGUCUUGUGACCAUAUUUUCAGCACCUAAUUACUGUGAAAAGUUUGAGAAUGCUGGUGCCAUGAUGAGCGUAGAUGAGAAUUUAGUGUGUUCUUUUCAUGUAUUAAAGCCUGUUUACACUCCUAGAAUCAAGAGGUUUUUCUGAGUCCUUGCCAACCUGCACAAUCAAGAUAUCUCAUGUUAUUGAAAUGGCAGACAGAUGAAAUGCAGAGUGAGGUCAAUGUCAGCAACUAAAAUCAAAUCUAUUGUAUAUAUGCUUCUUUGAAGAAAUAAUCUAUCAAUUAUUUUAUGUUCUGAUAACAA